This is a messenger RNA of Centruroides sculpturatus (bark scorpion), 859 nucleotides long. RefSeq lists its product as uncharacterized. The record is from RefSeq and is a predicted model, not a curated record. The coding region runs from base 353 to 718 and encodes 121 amino acids. The transcript is spliced from 2 exons. Lineage: Eukaryota; Metazoa; Arthropoda; Arachnida; Scorpiones; Buthidae.
UGAUUUAAAUUCCUUAACUUUCAUGAGAUCCUGAGUUUUCCAUUGCUCUUCCUUUGUUUUCCAGUUUAAAAUGCUUUAUUAUCCUUACUCUGAAGCUCUAAAUUUUGUUUGUUCUUAUAAAUUGUAAUCCUUUUAGUAUCCUGAUUACAAAUUUCAUAACUUUCCUUAAUAUCCUGAUUCGGAAUUCCUUACUCUUUCCUUAUCCAUCUUAUCCAUCCUCAUCUCUCCUCCGAGUGAGUCAUUUUUAUGACUCAAAUGCUAGCAAAUUUAAAUAAGGAAAGAGAGAUAAAGGAGGGGAGGAGUUUGUUCACGUGAUACAAAAGGUGAUAGAAGACAAUUUACACAAGUAAAAAUGAACGUCAAGUUGCUGAAUGUCAGUCCAGUUCGAAGCGAUGAUUCAACCUACCUCACAAGUAGCUACGGUUCUGUAACCAACUCUUCGUACGAACAAGCGGAAAGCAAGGAAUGCUGCAAAGAGAAACCCGAAACUACUACUUUAACGUACCCAAAUCACGAAAAACAUCCAUGUUCGUGCGUAGAGAAAGGCAUGCAAUGCCACUGUUCAACUGUUCAAUCUUCUAUUCAAGAUAAACCUAAAAAAUCGAUCAAAUUCGAAUCUUGGGCCAAGUACAAAAGUAUUACUCUAGGGGUUCUCUUGGCACUUUUCUUCGUUUGGAUCGUGAUCUUUGCCUCUUUGAAAUCCAAAAUUAAGCUUUAACGUCUGUGCAAUAUGAAAUACCUUCGUGUACUCCUGUACCUCGUGCAAUACCCUUUCGUAAGAUACCUUAUAUACCAGAAGAAUCGUGUACUUUUGUUAAUAAUUGUAAGAUCCUGACUCGCGAUUAAAACCAAUUUUCAC